AUGGGUAUUACUAUCAGGAAGGCCACGAUAAAUGACAUACAGGCCAUGCAAAAUGCAAAUUUGCAUAACUUGCCUGAAAACUAUCUUUUGAAGUAUUACAUGUACCACAUCCUUUCCUGGCCACAGGCAUCCUUUGUAGCGACUACUUACGACGAAAUAGUCCACGAUGAAGAUGCUCCUGUAGAGGACCCCAAGGGAGACACGUCAUAUAUAAAUAAGGGAGAAAAGAUUGUGGGGUAUGUGCUAGGAAAAAUGGAAGAUGACCCGGAAGCUGAAGAUAAGACUCCCCAUGGACACAUUACUUCAUUGUCUGUCAUGAGAACGUAUAGGAGGAUGGGGAUCGCUGAAAAGCUUAUGCGCCAAGCCUUAUAUGCCAUGUGUGAAUGCUUUGAUGCCCAGUACGUAUCAUUGCACGUGCGUAAAUCGAACCGUGCUGCUUUACAUUUGUACAGAGACUCCUUGCAAUUUGAAGUUACGUCCAACGAGAAGAGUUACUACCAAGACGGUGAAGAUGCCUAUGCCAUGAAGAAGGUUUUGAAGUUGGACGAGCUCAUUCCUGGGUUGAUGCAAAAGGCAGAAGAAGUGGACGACUUAGAGAGUGAUUUGUUGGCGUAG
Messenger RNA from Dujonia railenensis, 615 nucleotides. The record is from the annotation of a GenBank genome assembly. NCBI's taxonomy places the organism in Eukaryota, Fungi, Ascomycota, Pichiomycetes, Serinales, Debaryomycetaceae.